AUGGGACAUUUUUUUCAUCAAAAUUUCGGAGAAAAUAAAUAUUUACUUGAACAAAUUAUUUGUUCUGAUAUUGUUAUUAUUGAAAAUAUUAUAUUUCAAUAUGCUUGGAUAAUUAAUAUUUUUCUUUAUUUUGGCAGAUCAAAUGCUAAAUAUGAUGAUAUUAUUGGUUUUGCAUUUGAUCUUUUUGAAAUAUUUGGACGAUUUAUUUCGAAUUAUUUUCGUUUAUAA
Molecule: messenger RNA, 228 nt
Organism: Rotaria sordida
Lineage: Eukaryota; Metazoa; Rotifera; Eurotatoria; Philodinida; Philodinidae
Source: the annotation of a GenBank genome assembly